Molecule: messenger RNA, 627 nt
Organism: Aspergillus calidoustus
Lineage: Eukaryota; Fungi; Ascomycota; Eurotiomycetes; Eurotiales; Aspergillaceae
Source: the annotation of a GenBank genome assembly
AUGUCGAGCUUUCUCUCCACUCUCUGCGAACAAACCAUUGGCCGCUUCCUCCCCAUCAACAUCGACCGCCUCCGCAUUUUCGGUCGACGACCAGUCCGAAUCGACGACAACGACCCGUUCAGGCAGGGAUCAUGCCCCACAAACCCUCCUGAAUCGACAACCGACCGAACCAAGUUCGGCGUCCGCGGAUGCGUCGUGUACGGCUACCCAUCUACGGGUGGCGUGCUCAUCAAAGGGUCUGUUGACCUUGUCGAUAUGGUCUUCCUCUCGCUCCCCCGCUUCCAUGAAGCGCAGCGCUCCCCCAGUGCCGAAGAGGAAGACAGAUUCUGCAAUCUCCUGCGACAGAUCGGUGCGACGUGGUGGCCGAGUAAAGAGGAGCGGAUCGGGGUGGAUAUGGGCUCGAGGGAGAAGACCGCGGAAGAGAAAAAGGUGCUGGUGUUUGGAUGGCCGGUGGAUGGAGUGGGCGUCUGGGUGUUGAGGUUUGCAAGCGAUAGGCAGGUGCCUAGGGAUUUGGGGAGAAUGUAUUAUGCGGUGAAUAUGGAGGAGAGGAUACAGAUUAUGAAAGAGUAUGGCGCUGAGUUUGUGGAAGAUGUCUCGCAGGUGGAGGAGCUUCGUGAUACGCUUUGA